CAAAAGGUCGGCCGCCACAUUGAACCGGGCUUGCUGAGACGCGCGACUUUUGCCCAUUUCUUUCCUUUACAAUAUAGAGUAGCAGUCUUGCUUAUAUUUACACAGCUGCAAUCAUGAGCACUGUCCUACUCCCGAGCGGGAGCAGCGUCUCCGUUAAGGUUCACCCGGUUGUGCUAUUUGCUAUCUGUGAUGCGUAUACCCGCCGUAAAGAGCACCAAGACCGUGUGAUCGGCACGCUCCUAGGCGUGGUUGUGGACAACACGAUCGAGGUGAAGAACUGCUACGUAGUGCCGCACAAUGAGAGCUCGGACCAGGUCAUGGUGGACGUUGUGCACCAUAAGACGAUGUUCGAGCUGCACCAAAAGGUGGCGCCGCACGAGGUCAUCGUGGGCUGGUUCGCGACUGGCUCGGAGCUUUACAACAGCGACGCGCUGAUCCAGGAGUUCUACAGCAAGGAGUCGCAGCACCCUGUGCACAUGGUGGUGGACACCACGCUGCGGGACGAGAAGUUCAACAUCUCUGCCUACACCUCGCGCACACUGGCGCUGGGCGACAAGCAGCUGGCCACCGAGUUCGUGGAGAUUCCCUGCGAAACCAUCUUUGGGGAUGUGGAGCGCGUGGGAGCGGACCUGAUGCUGACUGGCCUGAACGACCCCAGCCCGGACGCCAAGAAGGACAGCUCCAGCAAGUCCCUGACGGACGACGCAGAGACGCUGCAGGCGUCCAUGGCUCGCCUGGCGGAGCUUGUGGGCCGCGCCGCCGAGUACGUGGAGGCCGUCAACUCGGGCAAGGUGACCGGCGACCCCGCCAUUGGCCGCUACCUGGCUGACACGCUGGCGCUGGUGCCGCACCUGGCCCGCCCCGACUUCGAGCGCCUGUUCAACGAGAGCGUGCAGGACAACAUGAUGGUGACCUUCCUGUCCGACCUGCUGCGCGCCCACGUGGCGCUGGCGGAGCGCCUGGGCACCGCCGCGCUGCCCAUCAUGUAAGCAGGAGCGGCAGGAGGAGAUGGAGGAGGAGGAGGAGGAGGAGGUGGGGCAGCAGCGCGUCCAGCAACAGCACACGCGAGGCGCACCGCGGGUGCGGGUGCGGGUGCGCCGCAGUCGAGCGCGUCAGCGCCGGAGCCAGAGGGCAGCGCGCGUGCGGUGGUGGGCGGCGCUGUCUGCAUGCAGAUAGCUGGCGGACAGCCGGGCUGCGAUGCGGUUGAGGCGGGCGGCGGCGCACGGCGGGUGGAAGCGGCAGGACCAGGGAAAAUGACGAAUGGUCGUGUGUGGCUCUUGACUUGGCCUUGGCAGCUGUGGCCUCCCGAGGACGCACUAGUGGGGGAGUAUAGUUGGGGUGGAGAGCAAGCGCAAGAUAGAUAUCUACAACGCGCCUGUGGCAAUGUCGGGGGUCGCAUGUCACAGGCACGGAGCAGGGGCACAUGUGGCCGAGCUGGUGCCGCGGCGGGCAGUGCUGGCUCUGCCCCUUGGUGGAGGCCUAGGCGCAUGAUUAGUUUUGGUGAUAAGACUGCCUCAAGUGACAACCUGGUUGCUGACCGGGCAUUGCAGGACGACAUUACGCGACAAAACUAGGCAGGACGUGCCAGGGCAGACGGGGAGAAGGGGUGAUUAGCUGGGUAGCAGUUCUUCUGUGCGGCGGCGUUUAGAAGCGUAGAACCGCCGCGGCGCAGGAUUAUUCUGAUGUGUAGGUCUGCAGGUGGGGUGUCCACGUGGACAGGACAGGGUGAGCGGCAGGCAGCCGCCGAGCAGCAAUUUCCGGGAGCGCUGCCACAAUGCAGGUUGGCUGGUUGUGUAAGGCUGCUCUCAC
Chlamydomonas reinhardtii is the source of this 1809-nucleotide messenger RNA. RefSeq lists its product as uncharacterized. Gene Ontology annotation, molecular function: translation initiation factor binding; translation initiation factor activity; metallopeptidase activity. The transcript is spliced from 7 exons. Gene Ontology annotation, biological process: translational initiation. Gene Ontology annotation, cellular component: eukaryotic translation initiation factor 3 complex, eIF3m. Bases 114 to 989 code for a protein of 291 amino acids. NCBI's taxonomy places the organism in Eukaryota, Viridiplantae, Chlorophyta, Chlorophyceae, Chlamydomonadales, Chlamydomonadaceae. The record is from RefSeq and is a predicted model, not a curated record.